This is a messenger RNA of Malus domestica (apple), 950 nucleotides long. Its product is annotated as thaumatin-like protein 1. Gene Ontology annotation, biological process: defense response. Gene Ontology annotation, cellular component: extracellular region. Lineage: Eukaryota; Viridiplantae; Streptophyta; Magnoliopsida; Rosales; Rosaceae. The record is from RefSeq and is a predicted model, not a curated record.
AAGCAACAUUCUCCCACACCACCUACUGAAACAAAAAGAGCACAUUUCACUUCCAAUGGCUUCCCAUCAAGCUUUUUCAUCGUUCCUUUUCCUUCUCUGUCUCCUUCAAUCCAUUCGAGUCGGCUACCCGGCGACGUUCACCAUCGCAAACAAUUGCACCACCACCAUAUGGCCGGCCAUUCUGUCUAAUGGCGGGACUGACCAGCGACCGGUCACCACCGGAUUCGCUUUGGCUCCUGGAGAGUCCAACACGUUUUCGGUCCCCACCUCGUGGUCCGGUAGGUUGUGGGGGCGAACGCUCUGCUCCCAGGACUCAACCACGGGCAACUUCUCUUGCUUGACAGGCGACUGCGGAUCUUCUGCAGUCGAAUGUGCUGGCGGUGGGGCCGCGCCGCCGGCUACUCUCGCAGAGUUCACGCUGAACGGUACGGGCGGGCUUGAUUUCUACGCCGUGAGCUUGAUCGAUGGGUAUAACCUUCCCAUUUUGGUGGUGGCCGACGGCGGGACCGGAGGGAACUGCAGGACCACCGGGUGCGUUGUGGACUUGAACAAGGGGUGCCCCUCGGAGCUGAAGGUGACGGCGAGUGAGGAGGGAGUGGCGUGUAAAAGCGCGUGCGAGGCGUUUGGGGAGCCGCAGUACUGCUGUAGCGGCCCCUACGCUAUGCCGGACACAUGCAUGCCGAGUUCUUACUCCCAAUUUUUUAAAACUGGGUGCCCGAAAGCUUACAUCUAUGCGUAUGACGACGGCACAAGCACCUUCACCUGUGCUUCCGCCAAUUACAUCAUCACUUUUUGCCCUGCUCCUUGGAUUAGGUAACCAUUUUCACUAUUGAUGAGUAAGUUAUGAUCUCAACUGUAAGAAAUAAAUCGAAGAUUGCGAUGCCGUUGUUGUUUUGGUACAAAGUACUCCGAUGAUCAAGUUAAUAAAAUAAGAACCAUUUUUGUACAUA